AUGAAGGUGCCAAUGAAAAUUUCGGUUGUCACCUCCCCAGGUCUCACCUCGGAUCGACAAAUGGAGGCGCUGCUUUCAACACCCAAGCACUUCACAGAGGAGCACGUGCGCCGUGCAAAGGUGGCCACGGGGAUCACGAUGGAGUACAUGCUGGAGACCAAUGCUGAUGCGCACAGCCCAGCAUGCCGACACCUGCCCGAAGAGCGGUUGGUGCUGAUCAUGGGCUUCCUUCAGCUGAAGGAGCUGUGGGGUCCCGUGAUCGACAUGUUGAUGAGGAAAUGGGACGCUAAGAAGCAAGGCCGGAACCUGAAAAUCCUCACCUUCGAUAACCGAGGCGUGGGCGGCACUGACGCGCCCUUGGGGAGAUACACCACCAGCCAAAUGGCGGACGACGCGACUAGUUUACUGGACCAUCUUGGGUGGGAAUCUGCAAACUUUCUUGCGUGCUCUUUUCCGGAGCGUGUACAGUCCCUCUCUCUAUUGGUGAGUACUCGCGGUCGAUAUGUCCCGGACAUCCGCUCGAUGGUUCCGUUGCUUGGCGCCAUCUUCUCGCCGACUCAGACGGGCGUUGUGAAGAACACCGUGUCGCUCAAUUACCCGUCGGACUUCCUCGACCGUCCGAUUGGUGACAAAGAUGUACGCAGUGUGCUAGAGCGGCACUACGCCACGCUUCCGAACCGACACAAACCGGCCGGCUAUAAGGCACUAGUGUGCCAGGGUAUGGCCGUGCAGACGCAUUAUGUCUCGGACGAACGACUCGAAGUCAUUGCGAAGGCAGGGUUUCCCGUCCUGGUCGUUGGGAGUAUGCGGGACAUCUUAAUCCCGCCGGAAGAGUCCGUGAAGCUCCUGCAGCGACUUCCGGGCGACCAGGUACGGGCUCUCUUCUUCAAGAACGGUGGCCACGGCAUUGACACGCAGUUUGCAGAGGAAGUCGCUAACGGUCUCGUCAAGACCCUGAAACGAGCCCGACUUUGA
Molecule: messenger RNA, 975 nt
Organism: Phytophthora infestans T30-4
Lineage: Eukaryota; Oomycota; Peronosporomycetes; Peronosporales; Peronosporaceae
Product: serine protease family S33, putative
Exons: 2
Coding region: 1-975 (324 amino acids)
Source: RefSeq, a predicted model, not a curated record